AUGCUCUCCAGACUUCCAACGAACACCUAUCUGUUAUGUCUAGCCGCAAUGAGCUCUUUAUUCCUCUGCACGCUGUUUGUCUUCUGGCUAGAAGAGAUGUCCUAUCUUUAUUUUGAGGACAGCUUGAUCGGUCUUCAAUUCCGAAAUCUCAGCUGCAAGGUGAAUCAGUUCUUCGCUCACGUUUGUGACUUCUCCAGCGUGUGGCUGAUCGUUUUGGUUGGCUGUGAACGGCUUAUGCUUCUUCAUCAACACCGACGGAGUCUCACCACAGAAAAGGCGUGCGCUCAGUAUAAGAUGUUGAGGCAUGGAGUUUGUGACAUCGACCCAGCUUUCGAUAAGGUCUAUCACGUGAUGACCGUGCUUGAGGCGCACGGUUUGUUGUUCAGCGCGAUAGAAGAAGAUAAGCACUGGGAUUCUGCAAAACCCACUCCACUCAUGCCGGAACUCGAGCCCUCCUAUGAGCAACCAAAUGUGUUCCAACUU
Messenger RNA from Ostertagia ostertagi, 483 nucleotides. The record is from the annotation of a GenBank genome assembly. NCBI's taxonomy places the organism in Eukaryota, Metazoa, Nematoda, Chromadorea, Rhabditida, Trichostrongylidae.